This is a messenger RNA of Angiostrongylus costaricensis, 753 nucleotides long. The record is from the annotation of a GenBank genome assembly. Lineage: Eukaryota; Metazoa; Nematoda; Chromadorea; Rhabditida; Metastrongylidae.
AUGAGUUCCAUCGGGACGGGCUAUGAUCUGGCCGCAUCAACAUUUUCACCAGACGGGCGCAUCUUCCAAAUUGAGUAUGCUCAAAAGGCUGUUGACAACAGUGGCACGAUGAUUGCCCUUAGGGGGAAAAAUGGCGUUGUAACAGCUGUUGACAAAGUCAUCACAUCCAAAAUGUAUGAAGAGAACGCAAAUCCGCGCAUCUUCAACGCUAAUGAAAAAAUCGGGCUAGCCUUAGCUGGAGUGUAUCCUGACUGUCGUGCUCUGAAGGACUAUGCAUGUAGUGAGGCAGUGAAAUAUCUGAAGGAUUACCGCGAACCGAUGCCAAUUCAAAAGCUUGCUAACUCUUUAGCGGAAUAUAUCCAUAUCUUCACUUUGGGCAUCAGCCGGCCAUUUGGUGCCUCUGCAUUCUUCUCUUCAUGGGAUCCAAAGGAAGGUGGUAAGCUAUACUUGGUUGAACCGUCAGGGCUAUGUUACGAGUACAAAGCAUGGGCUGUAGGAAAGCAUCGACAAGCAGCUAAGGCUGAGAUCGAAAAACUUAAAUUGGAACAAUGUGACAUGAAGGAUUUGGUAAACGAAGCUGCGCGGAUCAUAAUGGCUAUCCGUGAUGAAAAUAAGGACAAAGAUGUUCAAAUUGAGUUGGGCUGGGUUGGAGAGCACACUGACGGGAAACAUGAAACUGUUCCGAUCCAAGUAGUAGCUGAAGCCGAAGAAUGGGCUCAUGCCAAAUUGGAUGAAGAUGAUAUGGAUGAGUAG